Messenger RNA from Closterium sp. Naga37s-1, 4755 nucleotides. Lineage: Eukaryota; Viridiplantae; Streptophyta; Zygnematophyceae; Desmidiales; Closteriaceae. The record is from the annotation of a GenBank genome assembly.
AUGGAGGGCGCGACGCCAGACGAGGCGUCGCUUCGUGCAGCCCUGCAGGCCAACCCUGCGGACGAUGCGGCUCUCGCAGGCCUCGCGCGCCUCGCGCUGGCUCGCCGCGGGUGGUCCGAAGCCGCCGAUCUUCUUCGCACGGCCGUAUCCGCGCGGCCCGACGAGAGCGAGUACCAUCUUCUGCUGGGCGAGACCUUGUGGAAUUCCGCGGAGGAAAGGGCAGCGGUAACCGCCACGUCGGCAGGCGGAGGCGGAGAGCCGGGGGGAAAUGAAGCACGGGCGACAGUGCGCGCGGCAGCGUACACAGAGUGGCUUCAGGCGGGCAAGCUGAGCCCUGGCAGCGCGGACGCCUUCCGCUGCCUGGGCUAUUUCUUUGCGGGCUUCCAGGGGAUUAUCCCGCGCGCAGGCGCGUGCGGAACGCAACACGGGGACGGGCGACACGCGGAGGCGUGGUGGGCGGCGGGGGAGCGGAAAAGGGCGCGGAAGGGGGGGGUUGGGGAGGAGGUGGUGCGGGACGUGGGGCGAGCGGUGAAGUGCUUUCAGAAGGCUGUGAGCGUGAAUCCCGAAGACCAAGACGCUGGGGUGAGAUGCGCUGCCCCAGUGCACACACCUAGCCACACUCGCAUUACACGCAUGCACUCGCACUUAAACCCUCUCCUGGCCUUUUCUCUUCUCCGAAUCGCCUCCUCCUCGCAUCCAUCUUCUUCCUCUCCCCCUGUCUGCCCCUCUGUCUCCCCCUUUCCCUUCCCUGCCUCUCUCUCCCCCCAGGAGGCGGCCUUCCACCUGCUGGCGGGGGGACGGGGGGCGGUGCGGCAGCGGUCGCUGCAGGUGGCGCUGUGCCGCGGGGCAGUAGAGGGCAGCACGCGGGCUUUCUGGGCGUGGCGGCUGCUGGGGCUGCUGCAUGCGGAGGAGGCCGCGUGGCAGUCUGCUGUGCCGUGCCUGCAGUCCGCCAUCAAGGGCUUCGUGCGAGAUGCCGCGUGCUGGCGGGCCCUUGCCCUGUGCUACCAGCGGCUCGGUCGACACUCCGCUGCUCUCAAGGCCUAUGGCCGGGUGAUCACCUUGGGAUUGCCGCACGUGGCAAGCGCCCUGGAGGCCCUCGUCCCUGCCUCUGUUGCACUCGCCACUGCCUCUCCCCCUGCUGAGUCGCGUGGCGGUGUGAGCAGCAGUGACGUGGCAUGUGCAGUGUUUGCACUGGAGCAGAGUGGGCACAUUGAGCUGGAGCGCAGCAACUACUCCCAGGCAUUGGAGUUGUUCUCGUACGCGGAGGCGCAGCGGGCAGGCAGUGCCACGGUGCAGUGGGGGCUGGCAGCAGCGCGCUACGGCCUCGCAUGCCACGUGGCCUCCUUUGGCGCUGCUGCAUGGGCCAACGACCUGCUGCUGGCUGCAGCUGCCAGUGCCCGUGCGUCCAUAUCCCACCAUCCCACAUCCGCAACAACCUGGAAGCUUCUUGGUGACAUCGAGCUCCGUCACUCAGCCGUGCUUCUCGCCGCACCUUCCCCUGCCCAUGCCUCCUCCACCACCGCGCCUGCAUCCCCUGCCCCCUUCUCCCUCCUCACAUGGCGCCGCCACCGCUUCCGCCUGGCGUCCUCCGCCCUGCGCUCCUACGCGCACGCGCUGCACCUCUCCCCCUCGCCCUCCGCGCCCCCUCCCCCUGACUCCCCCCACCUCUCCUCUUUCCUCAGCUUGGGGGUACCUGAAGCAGGGGGGAUGGGCGGGGGGGAAGUGAAGGGCGCAGGGGGGCAGGUUGGGGGAAGGCUGUGGGCGGAUUUGGCACUGGCAGCGGCGGCCAAGGGGAGGGCAUGGGCGGAGCUGGUGGAAGCAGGUGGCGGGGGAGAGGAGAAGGAGGUGGAGUGUGGGAAUGCGGGUGGUGAUGGGCAGGCCAAGGCAGAGGUUCUAGACGCUGCAUGUGUGGAUGAGCUACGUGCGCUGCCCCCUCGCCUGCUGCUGCCAGCGCUGCAGGGGCAGCAGGGCGUGGCGGGGGCGCAUGCAUGGGUGGUGCUGGCAGCCGUGGUGGGGUGGCAGUGGCCAGAGGUGCAGCAGCAUGCACUCGUGCAUGCCCUCAUGCUUGACCCGCUGCAUGCCCUCGCCUGGGUGCUGCUGGGGGAGGUGUACCUUCACCAGAAGCAGUCAAAGCUUGCCACACAGGCGUUCGCCCGUGCGCGUGUGGCAGACCCGUUCAUUGCCGCCCCCUGGGUUGCCUCUGCAGCCUGCCAGCUGGGCGCUCUCGCUGCUGCACCGGCAGCUAAUGCGCCACACACCAAUCCCCCCGAUGCUGCUGCUACUGCUGGUCUUAGCAGCACUCGCAACGAUGGUGAUGCUGCUGCUGAUUCUGCUGGUGAUGAUGAUGGUGAAAGCAGGCCAUCGCUGCAUGCGGCCAUGGCCGAUGCGCUCUUUGCUGCCACUGCAUGCUCCAACCCGCCGCCAUGCGCCCAACAUGUGCUCGGACAGCUGUCAGCUCGCUGCGGCAGGCUGGGCCAGGCAGAGGUCUUCUGUGCGCUGGCCCACCUGGCGAGCAGCAGCCCCGCAUCUCCCGAGGCGCUCUUCCUCCUCGGCCUCUCUGCCUGUGCGCGCGGCCUGCCCUCGGUCACCCUGCACGCCUUCCAAUCCGCCAAGCAGCUACUGCUGCAGCAGGAAGGACCUGCAGAGCGAGUGUGGCUGGCGUAUGUGCAAGUGGGCAUGGCCCUCACAGCGGCGCGGCGGUUCAGCGAGGCACUAGUGGAGUUUAACUCUGCUCACUCCCUUCGAGACCGUUCCAAGUGGCCGGUGCGCCCACUGCUCGCGCUCGCCCUCGCGCUGCACCACUGCUCGCUCCACGACGACGCCCUUGCUGUUGUCGCCCUCGCCACCACCCAAGCCACACACCUUGCACCGUCCCCAUCCCCAUCUCCAUCCUCCUCCUCCUCGUCCUCCUCUCACUCCCUCCUCUCAGCGGCAGCAGUGAAGCUCCACGCUGCUCUCCUUGCCUCCCCCCCCGCUCUCCCAUCCUCCCCAGCACCGCCUGCAUCACUCGCCCCCUCUCUCUUCCUCUCGCCCUCUCUCGCGCGUGACCUGGCGCUGACGCGUGUUGACGUGUCGCUGACGGCGCUGGCAGCAGCAGCAGCGUCGUUGGACGAGGGGGAGAUAGGGCGUGCGGUGCAGCAGUACCGGCCUGUCUUCAGCGACCCUCUCAUGGCGCCCAGAGCACAUGCCUUGCUCGGGGUCUCACUCGCUGCCAAGGGUCAACUGCCACGUGCCCUCAAGUAUCUCAUCCGCUCGCUGCAUCACUUUCCCGAUAGCCUCCUGCUCAGGGCCUGUCUGGCGGACCUUCUCUCUCCCUCGCACCCGGCUCGAGCUGCGCGCAUCAUCGGCCUGGCGCCCCAAGCCCUCUCCUCGCACCCCCCUCCUCCGCACCCCUCUCUCCUCACCACCCCCGCCCCCCCUGACCGCACCACCGGAGGCAGUGCGGCGGGGACAGUGGAGGAGAGUGUGGUGCGCGUGCAGGCGAGCACACGGCUGGCGUGCAGUGCGUGUGCGGGAGGCACGGCGCAUGGCGCAGGGGCCUGCUUACACUCCCAGGCCCCGCUUGCCACGCCUGCUGCUGUGCCUGGAAGCAGUGGUAGCAGCAGCAGCGGGGGCAGUGUGGAAGAGGGUGGUGCGAGGGAGAGCCACCUGUCGGGACGCAAGUGCCUCCUCCUCCCCGAUUCACCCUCAUCAGCCAAUCAGAAAGCAGCGCUGCGCGCCUGUGCUGAAUGCCAGGUGGCGCGGUGCCAUUCGCUGCAGCAGCCUGCAACAGAAUCUCGUGCCCCGCCUCCAGUCACCCCCAGCUUCCCUGCCUCUCUGCUCCCAUCACUUGCCUCUGCCUCGUCUCUCUUCUCCUCUGGUUUCUACCAAGAGGCUGAAGCAGUGGUGGCAGCACUGCAAGCACAAGGACUGCAGGGGCAAGGCGAAAACAAGUUGCUGUUAAUGUCAGUGGUGCAGAUGUGGCAGGCUGUGAUUGGUGCAGAGAAGGGCGAGAUGAGUGAGGCUAGGAGUGUGUUGGAGGGGGUGGUGGGGUCGCUCAAGGAGGCAGCAGGGGCAGGUGGAAUGUCAGGGGCAGCUGUGCAACCGUUGCUCGACGUAGCUCAUGUGCUUCUAGGUUCUGUCCUCCUCUCCCUCCACCAAGUCAAUUCCUCCGACUCCUCUCUCCCUCUCGCCGCACGUCGCUCCCUCCUCUCUGUCUCCUCUCCCUCCUCCUCUCUCUUCCCCCACCUUCACCUCCUGCUCUCCUCUGCUGACUCCCUUGCCGCCUCUCGCUCUGCCGCCCCUCGCAAGCGCGCCGCCCACCUACAGCAGGAUUGGGCGGCAUGGCCUUCUGUCUGCCGCCCAGCCCGUGUGCUAGCUGCACUAGGAGAAGCUCUAGCAGGGCUGGAGGCAGGGGCAGGUGCGCCUGAGAAAGGUACAUCUGAGAAAGGCGCAUCUGCUGCUGGAAUUGGGGAAGGCAGGGCGGGAGCAGGAGGGGGAGGAGGGAGGGGAGGAGCAGGUAGGGGUGGGGGCGCGGGAGGGAAAGGUGGGGCAGCAGGGGAGGGUGGAGGAGACAGGGGAGGUGAAUCAAAAGAGAAGAGUGAGGGAGGAACAGAGAGGGGGAGGGAAGGGAGUGGAGGAGGAGUGCGUGGGGGAAAGAACCCUCUGGGGAUGGUGCAGGCGGCGGUGCAUGUGGAUCCAUCAUGUAGGCGCCACUGGGAGGUGCUGCGGCGCUUGAGGAGUCAGGGCCGGGCUGGUGAGGCUGUGCGCAGGUGA